AUGCAUUUGAUAGACGUGUGGCAUCCUACAGGAGGUGAAGGUCGUCCAUUAGACAUCCGGGUAUCUCCAGCAGCAUAUCAACACAUACUAAACGACUUGCACGUGCGAGGACUCAUUCCGGAAAUUUUGAUACAGGAUGUUCAGGUUGCCUAUGACAACCAACUGGCAUCCAACAGACAAUCUUUAACCGCAGGCUUUGCUUACGAUAAAUACCACAGACUAGACGAGAUAAACGACUGGAUCGUAAAUAUCACUGGAGAGUACAAACAUCUUGCCACACCGUUCGUCAUCACCAAGUCUUUUGAAGAACGAGAAAUCCACGCCAUUAAGAUAUCGGCUCCUGGCAACACCGACGACGACAGCUCGCGACCAGCGAUAUUCAUUGAGGGAGGAAUUCACGCCAGGGAAUGGAUAUCUCCCGCCACGGUCAUAUACAUGACGAACCAGCUUCUAUCUGGCUAUGCAAAUAAUAGUGACAUCAAAGAGAUACUGAACACUUUCACCUGGUAUAUCCUUCCUGUCUUUAACGUAGAUGGAUACGAGUUCACCUGGUCUAAGGAUCGAAUGUGGCGGAAGACGAGAAGUAGACAUGGUGUUUGUCUAGGAGUGGAUCCCAACAGAAACUGGGACUAUGAGUGGGGAAAACACGGCGGAUCUAGCCCGAAUCCUUGUAGUGAAACGUACCGGGGACCAAAGCCCUUCUCCGAGCCCAGCGUCAGGGGCGUGGCCGAGUACAUUCAGGAGAUCAAGGAGCCUGUUAGGGGAUUUAUCGACUUUCACAGCUUCUCCCAGCUCUGGAUGACGCCGUGGGGGUACACACACGACCAGCCUAAAGACUUCAAACAGCAGGAUCAGUCGUCAGUAUCGGCGGUGAAAGCUCUGGAAUCAGUUUCAGGGACCUCCUAUGAACACGGAACUAUCGCUAAUACAAUCUACGUCGCCGACGGCAACAGCGUGGACUGGGUGUACGGCAAGCUGGGGGUGAAGUAUUCGGCGGCGGUCGAGCUGAGGGACAGGGGAGAGUACGGAUUCCUGCUGCCAGCCAAUCAGAUCGUACCGUGUGGGAACGAGACAUUACAAGCUCUCCUCGCAUUCGCCAAGUUUAUUAAAAACAAUCCGUGAACAGCCUCUCAUUGGUCGGAAUAAAAACUAUGAAUAUUAAUGAGUGAAUAAAACUAUGAAUA
Molecule: messenger RNA, 1184 nt
Organism: Gigantopelta aegis
Lineage: Eukaryota; Metazoa; Mollusca; Gastropoda; Neomphalida; Peltospiridae
Product: carboxypeptidase B-like
Exons: 9
Coding region: 1-1122 (373 amino acids)
Biological process (GO): proteolysis
Molecular function (GO): zinc ion binding; metallocarboxypeptidase activity
Source: RefSeq, a predicted model, not a curated record